CGAAGCAUGCACGUGAUAACAUAUGCGCUGAUUAUCCUUGUUACCUUUUCCAUCAUCACCUUGGGCGAACCCGAAUCCUGCCCAGCUGUUUGUGAAUGCUCAGAGUGGAAGACCUACACCAUCUCAUGCUUUGAACUUGAUGUCAUCCCAAUAUUUCCUGCAAACACAGAUACACUAUGGCUUCUGGAGACUCGACUGACAUCAGUGCCGGCGGACGCCUUUUCCAACAUGAUCAACAUCUCACGCAUAUAUGUGUCGGUGGAUGCGACGCUGAAGAAACUGGAGAAACACUCGUUCCACAACCUGAAUAAAAUCACACAUAUAGAGAUACGGAAUGCAAAAAAUCUAUCCUACAUUGACCCAGAGGCAUUCAAGAAUCUUCCAAACCUGAAAUACCUAGGAAUUUUCAACACGGGCCUAAGAACCUUCCCCGACCUGACCAACAUCCACUCAAACGACAUGAACUUUAUACUGGAAAUUGCAGAUCACCCUUACAUCACGGAGAUCCCGGCCAACGCGUUCCGUGGCAUCACCAGCGAAGUGCUGACUGUGAUGCUGUACAAUAAUGGCUUUAUGGAAGUGCAACAUCAUGCCUUCAAUGGGACCAAGCUGGAUGCUGUGUACCUUCACAGAAACAAGCAGCUGGCCAAGAUGGACGAGAGGACGUUUGCUGGAACUCUUAGUGGCCCCACGAUCCUGGAUGUGUCCCUGACGGGGGUCACAUCCCUCCCCAGUGCUGGCCUCGAGUCGCUGAGGGAGCUGAUGGCGCGCAACGCCUGGUCCCUGAAGAAACUCCCACCAAUCAAAACCUUUAAACACCUGACCACCGCCGACCUGACCUACCCGAGCCACUGCUGCGCCUUCAAGAACCUGAAGAAGAAGAGAGGAUAUCUGGAGUAUGUCAUCUGCAACCUGACAGCGUUCUACGACCAGCACCAGAAGAGGUCUGUGGGCUCUCUCCGGGUCCCGGUCCUCCAGAGGGGUGAAACCUGGGGCGAAGUGGCCCAGGAAGAGGAGGAGGUGGCUGGGGAGGGAGGCUUCUCCUGGGACCCCCAGGAACCCCGGAGGGACUUUCACAGCAGCCUGCACUACCACCCUUACUUCGGGGGCCAAACAGACGAGGAUGUGGGGUUCGGGGAGACCCUGAAGAACCCCCAGGAGGACAGCAGCCAGGACUUUGACAGCCGCUACGACUACGUGGUGUGCGAGGAGGGCGAGGAGGUGACCUGCGGGCCGGCGCCGGACGAGUUCAACCCGUGCGAGGACAUCAUGGGCUUCAGCUUCCUGCGCGUGUCGGUGUGGUUCGUGAGCCUGCUGGCCGUGCUGGGGAACGUGCUGGUGCUGCUGGUGCUGCUCACCAGCCACUACAAGCUCUCCGUCUCCCGCUUCCUCAUGUGUCACCUGGCCUUCGCCGACCUCUGCAUGGGCAUCUACCUGCUCCUGAUCGCCUCGGUCGACCUCCACACGCGGGCCGAGUACUACAAUCACGCCAUCGACUGGCAGACCGGCCCAGGCUGCGGCCUGGCCGGGUUCUUCACCGUGUUCGCCAGCGAGCUUUCCGUCUACACCCUCACCGUCAUCACCCUGGAGCGCUGGCACGCCAUCACCUUCGCCAUGAGGCUGGACAGGAAGCUGAGGCUGUGGCACGCGGCCGUGGUGAUGCUGGGCGGCUGGUUGUUCUGCCUGCUCCUGGCCUUGCUCCCCCUGGUGGGGGUCAGCAGCUAUCAGAAGGUUAGCAUCUGCUUGCCCAUGGACACCCAGUCCACCCUGGCCCAGGUCUACAUUGUGUCUGUUCUCAUCCUCAACAUCCUGGCUUUCCUGGUCAUCUGCGCUUGCUACAUCAAGAUCUACUGCGCGGUCCACAACCCACACUACCGCUCCGGGUCGAAGGACACCAAUAUCGCCAAGCGCAUGGCUGUCCUCAUCUUCACUGACUUCCUGUGCAUGGCGCCCAUUUCCUUUUACGCCAUGUCAGCAGUUCUGGACCGGCCUCUGAUCACCGUGUCCAACUCCAAGAUCCUGCUGGUGUUGUUCUACCCGCUCAACUCCUGCGCUAACCCCUUCCUCUACGCCAUCUUCACCAAGGCCUUCAGGGGAGACGUGUUCAUCCUGCUCAGCAAGGUGGGGCUCUGCCAGCGCAGGGCACAGCUGUUCAGGGGCCAGACGGUGUCGUCUAAAGGCAGCAGUGGGGUGUGCCAGGGCCGGAGGGACAAGGACAGGAAGGGAGAAGCAGCAGAGGGGGUUCCCCUCCACCUGCAGGAGUGCUCCGCCACCUCCCUUCAGCCUCCUCAUCAGAUGCCCACCCCCAAGGAGAGCCACAGCCUGGACACAUAAGCCCGAGCCUGCAGGGCUCUGAGGACUGGGUCUGUGUUGGAGAAGAAGGGGGAGGAGGCCACAGGGAAAUCCAGACUGGAUGUGUAGGUGGUGGACUGGUCUGUUGAAACACUUUACCGCGAGCCGGUAUUCGUUAUGUGCUUAUGCUCUGACAUUUUUUUUCCCCCCACAAUGUUGCCUGACGAUUUCAUACUGUUUAGUAUGUGGGGGGGGAGAUCUGAUUAUUCAAGUAGAUUGAAGACUCCAGAAGUAUAUCACAUUUGAUCUGUGUUUCGUUGUUUUAAAGUAUAGAGAAAGAAACACAGGCUCAAGAUACUUGUUUGCACAUACAUAACGCUUGGGGAAAGGACAGCAUGCAGUUACUUCAUCUCAUAAACACACAGAGAAAGAUCUAGAACCAUAUCUACACAUCCCUCCAGUAGAAACACUGAACCCUGACUUUCCGUUGUAGAUGAGAAAUGUCUGGGAGGCUUUGGUCAGAACAAAGGUAAAACAAACAGUGAUGUCUAAAAUAUGACAUACCUCAAACUUCAUAAAUAUCUGUAUACAUUGUAGAUGAGAAACAAGAUGGCAAAUCCGAUUGUGUUACUGCGUGAACUUCCAGAAACUAAACGAAAGCAGGAAGUGGCAAUAAAGGUAAUGUGAGACUAUGUGGGAACCAUCCUCUGCUC
Hypomesus transpacificus is the source of this 3005-nucleotide messenger RNA. It is a transcript of the gene tshr, whose product is annotated as thyroid stimulating hormone receptor. Gene Ontology annotation, cellular component: membrane. Gene Ontology annotation, molecular function: thyroid-stimulating hormone receptor activity. NCBI's taxonomy places the organism in Eukaryota, Metazoa, Chordata, Actinopteri, Osmeriformes, Osmeridae. The record is from RefSeq and is a predicted model, not a curated record. Gene Ontology annotation, biological process: G protein-coupled receptor signaling pathway. The transcript has 10 exons. Bases 7 to 2334 code for a protein of 775 amino acids.